Molecule: messenger RNA, 2211 nt
Organism: Lottia gigantea (owl limpet)
Lineage: Eukaryota; Metazoa; Mollusca; Gastropoda; Lottiidae
Exons: 11
Coding region: 1-2211 (736 amino acids)
Biological process (GO): nucleoside metabolic process
Molecular function (GO): catalytic activity
Source: RefSeq, a predicted model, not a curated record
AUGGAUACAUCAACUGAAGAAAUCGUGAUGACAGCCGCCAAGUUAUACAAUAACUCUAUUAUGAGACUGGAAAGAAAGCCUAAGAAAGAUAUUGAUUUUGGUCAAGUACAUCACAUAGCUGGUGGACCUUAUAAAGGCAUCCUCGUCAAUAAAACCAGGACUUCAAUGGAUGAUGUUCGACAGUCAGACGGAAGGCUGGAGUUUAUGGCUGUCAUCCACCAGAAGCAACAGACACAAGAUGGCGACUCAACGCAGGAUUCGUGGACCAUUCGAUUCUGGUUCGUGUCACGAAAUGGUCCAGUCAAUAAAAACAACGUCAUGUCGGAAUAUUUCCGGGAUGUCAUCAACCCCAAACCAAAAAAUUACAUUGGUUUUGUAAAGAAAGCUUUAAUAGUACUGAGAGAAUAUAAAGAAAUAGAACGAGUUGAACUGGAGGUUGUGGAAUCAAAUGAAGAUGGUGAUGAAUCUUUUGGACCAAUCAAGAGUUUUAUUAGUGUUUUUACUCCCAACUCUUACACCUACCAAUUCGUACCGGAAGUGACGAUUUCGAACAAAACAUCCGUUUGUUUUGCUGUCAAAGCGUCUGAAGAUGCACAUGUAGCAUUGAGUGCAAUUUAUGGUGAUGUCGACCGCAAAACUUUUGAAAUUGCUCUUGGUUGUGAUGGGAACAUGGUAUCCUAUAUAAGAGAUGGUUCUUUGGGAAAUGCUAAAGCACAAAUCAAAACUCCAUACCUCCUAAGUGAUGAUGAACUUAAACAGUUCUGGAUCAGCUGGAAAGAUCAUCGCCUGGAAGUCGGUAAAGGCGAUCAGAUUGGAUUUGGAAGAUUCCUGAACUGGGCGAUUCCACCCAACAGACGGUUUAAUUUCAACUGUAUUUCUGUAUCAACCAGUAGAAAAUCAAAAGGCGUGUGGGAAUUUACUGAAAUUAUAGAUGAAUUUCCCGAUGAAAGUAUACCUAAAAAGAAAGAUCCAAUAAAGGAAGCGAAAAAGGCCAAAGUUAUCUCCAAAAUAUUAUGGAUAGCUAAAAAGGAGAGAAUGCUGUUAAAACUUGAAGAUGCUUAUCCUAAUAGUCUUACAGCCGAUACACUGUUCAGAUUAUGCAAAAUAGAGAAGAGUAACAUGAUACCAGCUAUGGUCGGAUUAAAAGAUUUACAGAAACGGGGAUUAAUCCGGGAAUUGGGCGAGGGGUCGUGGGUGAGAAUUCCGACGGAUGAAGAAACUGUCAAACACGAUGUGAAUAUUCUGGACGAAGUACCGAAGUUUUCUGGACGAGAGAAAAUAAACAUCGUAAUAAUAACAUCAUUAUAUUGUGAAAAACUGGCCGUGGACGCCAUGAUAGAUAACAAAAUUACUUAUUUAAUUCAUUCUAAAGAAGGCGAUAGUGAGGUGUAUACUAUAGGUAAAAUUGGUAAACAACGUGUUGUAUCGUGUAAACUAUCUCUACAUAGCGAAUCACAAGAUGAUCAAACAUUAGCUGAAGAUACCAUCAAUAAAUUACAUAAGAACUUCGGAGGCAUACAACAUGUAUUAAUGGUUGGAGUGGGCGGGGCAGUUCCUUCAUAUAGUGACUACCAGCAGCAUGUACGCCUGGGUGAUGUCGUAGUCUCGCUUGUCAAUAAUAGUAGUAAAGUGUAUAUAAACUGUUCAAAAGUCGAACACCAACCGGGACUAGGAUAUAAAUACACAACUAAAACUUUCAGCUUCACUGACCAAACUUUAAGCAGCGCGGUCAAAUCCUUACGCCAGGAAACAGAAACUUUCAAAAGUCGUUCUCCAUUAUGGAUAUCUAUAAUGGAAGAAUCGCUGGACACUUUAAAAGGACAAGAAUCAAAUUUUCACAGACCGUCGAUUCGAACGGAUCGGUUAUAUUAUACUAAACCAGACGGAACUAUUAUCGAAUGCGACCAUCCUCGCCCAGAAGACGUGCACUACACAGAUGGAAAUACGCGCGUUUUGUAUGGGUUAGUGGCCGGAAGUAAACUUGUCUCUAAAGCAAACGAUCUGCGAUUGGAUUUCGCCAAGCAAUUCAACAUUAAGUGUUAUGAUUCCGGAUAUUCGACCAUUUUUGAUAGUCUGGAGCAAAACAACGUCAACAGUGUACUGGUUGUUCGAGGUAUGAGCGAUUAUCAAGACGGACACAACAAGGAAUGGCAGUGCUAUGCUUCCUUAGCUGCAGCAAGUUAUAUGAAAGCCUUGCUUAUAUCGAUGUAG